Lactuca virosa is the source of this 315-nucleotide messenger RNA. Lineage: Eukaryota; Viridiplantae; Streptophyta; Magnoliopsida; Asterales; Asteraceae. The record is from the annotation of a GenBank genome assembly.
AUGUUCAUGUGGCUCUCGAUGGGGGAACCAGAUGAAGCAAGAUUUGAACAAAUAGCAUGGAUUAAGAUAGUUGGUCUUCCAAUUAGACACUGGAGUGAACCAAAUUUUGAGAAGAUCAUUGCCAAGAAUGGAAAAAUUCUUGCCCCAGUUGAUGAUUUCAAGCACAAAGUCAAUCUUUCAUGUGUUAAACUUGGUAUCCUCACAAGUCGAAGGACAAAUAUAAAUGAGGAAGCCUCUAUAGAAAUUGGUGGUAAGUUUAUAACUAUUGGCAUUGUCGAAUUUGAAAAUUCCUUCGAGUUUGAUGACGAGAAGUAG